Rasamsonia emersonii CBS 393.64 is the source of this 1161-nucleotide messenger RNA. RefSeq names its product Thioredoxin reductase GliT-like protein. The transcript has 4 exons. Gene Ontology annotation, molecular function: oxidoreductase activity. Bases 1 to 1161 code for a protein of 386 amino acids. The record is from RefSeq and is a predicted model, not a curated record. Lineage: Eukaryota; Fungi; Ascomycota; Eurotiomycetes; Eurotiales; Trichocomaceae.
AUGCCCUCCGAACCUGUCGACGUUCUCAUCAUCGGCGGCGGCCCUGCAGGACUGACGGCAGCCCUGACGCUGGCCCGCCAGCUUCACACGGCCAUUCUCUUCGACUCGGGCAGCUAUCGCAACGGGGCUGCGUCGCAGAUGCACAUGAUCCCUACCUGGGACAACAAGAGCCCUGCCGACUUCAAGGCCGCCGCCCGGAAGGAGAUCCUCUCCAACUACUCCACCAUCCAGAUCGAGGAGGUCGAAAUCGCCAAGGCAGAGAAGAUCAACGACAGCCUCUUUCAGCUGCUCGACGCAAAUGGCAAGACCUGGCAGGGCAAGAAAUUGAUUCUCGCCACCGGGUCGGCAGAUGUCUACCCCGAUAUUCCAGGCUAUACAGACUGCUGGACGAAGCGCAUUUUUCACUGCCUGUUCUGCCACGGUUACGAAGACCGUGGCAGCUCCAGCGCCGGCGUCCUCGCUGUCCAUUCUGCUGCCUAUGCCCCUCUCGCCAUCCAUUUUGCUGAGAAUGCCGCCCAGUUGAGCUCCCAGGUGACCAUCUAUACCAACGGUUCCCAGGAACUCGGCUCCCAGCUCGAAGCUGCCUUAGGUGCCGGCGAGAAAAAGUUCAAAGUGGACAACCGUGCGAUCUCGCGCCUCAGCCUCGUCGAGACGGGCGAAGAGCCGACGGCGAUCAAGCUCGAGUUCGCGGACGGCACCACCACGACCGAAACGUUCCUCGUGCACAACCCCCUCACCCAGGUCAAGGGACCCUUUGCCAGCCAGCUGGGUGUGGAAUUUUCCCCCAGUCCGAUUCCGGGGACGGGCGAUAUUGCCGCGAACCCGCCCUUCCACCAGACCAGCGUGCGUGGUGUCUUUGCUGCUGGCGACUGUAUCACUCCGUACAAGGUCAUCGCCGGUGCUAUCUCGAGCGGAUGCAAUGCUGCCGUUGCGGCUUCUGCGCAGCUGUUGGCGGAAAAUGGUGGUGAACUGAUGCUGAACAUGGAAUCAUUGACGAGGGAAUGCCCAGAGCUACAGACAUGGCUAUACUUGAAAGUCAGUGAACAGUCGCUUCAGCAAGUAAGGUUGAUUAUUCUACGUCGCAUAGGACUGCAUAGAAGACUGCCAGAGAGCUUCAAGACCGCAAACAACAUUCUUUCCCACAUGAAACGGUUCGACUGA